Aspergillus calidoustus is the source of this 882-nucleotide messenger RNA. The record is from the annotation of a GenBank genome assembly. Lineage: Eukaryota; Fungi; Ascomycota; Eurotiomycetes; Eurotiales; Aspergillaceae.
AUGGCCCCCUCUCAGCUCCCCCCCAUCUUCAACCCCACCCCUCAGGACAUUGAGAUGCUCCUCGCAGCUCAAUGCCACCUGGGAUCCAAGAACCUCCAGGUUCACAUGGAGCCCUACCUGUGGAAGACUCGCCCCGACGGUGUCAAUGUCAUCAACAUUGGCAAGACCUGGGAGAAGAUCGUCUUGGCCGCCCGUAUCAUCGCUGCCAUCGAGAACCCGGCCGACAUCUGUGUCAUCUCCGCUCGUCCCUACGGUCAGCGCGCUGUCCUGAAGUUCGCCUCCCACACCGGUGCUACCGCCAUUGCUGGUCGUUUCACCCCCGGUAACUUCACCAACUACAUCACCCGCUCUUUCAAGGAGCCCCGCCUCAUCAUCGUCACCGACCCCCGCACCGAUGCUCAGGCCAUCAAGGAGGCCAGCUAUGUCAACAUCCCCGUCAUCGCCCUCUGCGACACUGACUCCCCCACCGACUUUGUCGAUGUUGCCAUUCCCACCAACAACAAGGGUCGUCACGCCAUCGGUCUGGUCUGGUGGCUCCUUGCCCGUGAGGUCCUCCGUCUCCGCGGAACCCUUGCCAACCGUGAGGUCGACUGGGACGUCGUUGUCGAUCUCUACUUCUACCGUGACCCUGAGGCCGAGGAGAACAAGGAGGUCGUCGAGGAGGCCAAGGUUGCCAGCGCUGAGGAUGUCGGUGCCGGUGCCAUCGAGUCCGGCUUCGCCGGUGAGAGCUGGGAUGCUCAGGCUGCCCCUGCCAGCACCUCUUUCGCCGCUGGCGGUACUACCAGCUGGGAGGCUGAUGGCGGUGACUGGGCCGCUAGCUCCGCCCCCGCUGCUGCUGGUGAGACCUGGGCUGAGAGCCAGCCCGCCGAGGGCAAGUGGUAA